This is a messenger RNA of Manis pentadactyla (Chinese pangolin), 6592 nucleotides long. It is a transcript of the gene NHS, whose product is annotated as NHS actin remodeling regulator. The record is from RefSeq and is a predicted model, not a curated record. Lineage: Eukaryota; Metazoa; Chordata; Mammalia; Pholidota; Manidae. The transcript is spliced from 9 exons. Gene Ontology annotation, biological process: lens development in camera-type eye; cell differentiation. The coding region runs from base 533 to 5440 and encodes 1635 amino acids.
UCAAAGCGUCUUUCCGAAACCUCCCCGCCCAGAGAGGGAGAGAGAUCCCGGGCGCAAUCGCUCCCCUGAGCGGCCGAGGGGCGCGCGGGGAGAGGCCUGCGCCAGGGUACUUUCAAAGUGAGGCGCGCGCACACACUCACACCCACCCAGACACACACACGCACACGCACACACGCGCCCAUUUAUAUAGGCGGUGGCGGUGGCGGCGGCCGGGCGGCGGCGAGCGCAGGAAUGAUGAUGGAGCUGAGCCAGCCGACCCGGGCUGGAAGCAAGUGAGGAGAGCCCAGGAGCACCCCGGGAUCUCUGGGUCCCGCGUUUGUCAUCCCACUCAGGGAAAGGUAUACCCGGAGGAGGGCCAGGUGGAUUAAUUUGCUAGGGGAGGAGGCCAGGUGAGCGGAGGACCCCUGCGUAUCCCGGCUGAUUGAGCCUUUGCCCGACUCCUGGCCCCUGUCCGCCCAGGUGGGCGCGCCCGGUUCUCCGGUCGCGAGCAGCGCUUUGAGGAGACCAGAAAGUCGCCGCCCGGCUGCGCGGGAUGCCUUUCGCCAAGCGGAUCGUGGAGCCGCAGUGGCUGUGCCGGCAGCGGCGCCCGGCGUCCGGCCCGGCGGAGGACGCGAACGGAGGCAGCGCUGAGCCGCCGCCGCCCCUGCAGCCGCCUGUGGCGCCGGGGCCGGAGGAUCCUCCCCGUGCGCCUCCCGGGCCGCCGCCACAGCUGCCCGCGCCCACCGACCAGGCGCAGCCGCCGCCGCACGGAGAGGCGCUCGCGGAGGGCGAGGACAGCGCGGCGGAGGUCGCGGAGGCGGCGGCCGCGGCUGGCGAAGCGUCCUCGGCGGCGGCCGCGGCCGUUCUGCUCAUGCUGGACCUGUGCGCGGUCAGCAACGCCGCGCUGGCCCGCGUCCUCCGGCAGCUUUCGGACGUGGCCCGGCACGCGUGCAGCCUCUUCCAGGAGCUCGAGAACGACAUCCAGCUCACCCACCGCCGCGUCUGGGCGCUGCAGGGCAAGCUCGGCGGCGUGCAGCGCGUCCUCGGCACGCUGGACCCCAAGCAGGAGGCAGUGCCCGUCUCCAACUUGGACAUCGAGAGUAAGCUGAGCGUGUACUACCGCGCCCCGUGGCUGCAGCAGAGAAACAUCUUCCUCCCGGCCACGAGGCCGCCCUGCGUGGAGGAGCUACACCGCCACGCCCGACAGAGCCUGCAGGCCCUGCGCAGAGAACACCGGAGCCGGAGCGACCGCCGGGAGCAGAGAGCUGCUGUCACCCUUUCCACAGUGGCCCCUCCACUGCCAGCCUACCCACCAGCUCACAGCCAGAGGAGGCGUGAAGUUAAGGACCGCCACUUCUUAACGUUUAACAGCACCCGUUCGCCCUCCCCCACUGAGUGUUGCCACAUGGCCCCAUGGAGUAGAAAGUCCCAUCCCCCGGAGGAUGAAGAAACAGAUGUCAUGUUAGGACAGAGGCCAAAAAACCCAGUACACAAUAUCCCCUCAACACUGGACAAGCAGACCAACUGGAGCAAAGCACUACCUCUCCCGACCCCGGAGGAGAAGAUGAAACGAGAUGCCCAAGUGAUUUCUUCUUGUGUUAUUCCCAUCAAUGUCACUGGAGUCGGUUUUGACAGAGAGGCUAGUAUACGCUGCUCUCUUGUUCAUUCACAAUCCGUACUACAGCGGAGGCGAAAACUGAGGAGGAGGAAAACCAUCUCGGGUAUCCCCAGGAGAGUCCAGCAGGAAAUAGAUUCUGAUGAAUCCCCUGUGGCCAGAGAAAGGAAUGUGAUUGUGCACACAAAUCCAGACCCUUCCAACACUGUCAACAGGAGGUCUGGAACCAGGGAUUCAGAGUGCCAAACUGAGGACAUUCUGAUUGCUGCUCCAUCCAGAAGAAGAAUCAGAGCUCAAAGGGGUCAAAGCAUUGCAGCUUCCCUUUCUCAUUCCGCUGGCAAUAUUUCUGCAUUGGCAGACAAAAGCGACACCAUGUUUACUACUGCAGUGAGCAGCCGCACAAGAUCUCGGAGCCUUCCCCGGGAGGGCAAUAGAGGUGGAGAUGCUGAGCCCAAAGUUGGUGCUAAGCCCUCAGCAUAUGAAGAGGGGGAGCCUUGUGUGGAUGACCAAGACAGAACCCCUAAUGAGUGCAGCGAGGUCCCCAGCAGCCCAGGUGCACAGGAACACCAGCCUGCCUUGGGCCUGGCCUGUGCUCAACAUCUUCACAGCCCCCAGCACAAGUUAAAUGAGAGGGGGAGGUCACGUCUGUCCCGAAUGGCAGCCGACUCUGGCAGCUGUGACAUCUCCUCUAACUCAGACACCUUUGGGAGCCCCAUCCACUCCAUCUCCACAGCUGGCGUUCUCCUCAGCAGCCACAUGGACCAGAAAGACGACCACCAGUCUUCCAGUGGCAACUGGAGUGGCAGUAGCUCUACGUGCCCCUCCCAAACCUCAGAGACAAUCCCUCCUGCCGCUUCUCCUCCCCUCACUGGCUCUUCACACUGUGACUCCGAGCUGUCACUAAACACGGCCCCUCAUGCUAAUGAGGAGGCCAGUGCCUUUGUGACAGAGCAGUACAGUGACCCACUGGAUAAACUGAGAGGCCACCGGGCAAACUCCUUUACCUCCACCGUGGCAGACCUGCUGGAUGACCCCAACAACAGCAACACCAGUGACAGUGAGUGGAAUUACCUACACCACCAUCAUGACGCCUCCUGCCGCAAUGAUUUCAGUCCUGAGCACCCCAAGGCAGACAGCCUGGGGUGUGCAAGCUUCACAAGCAUGGCCACUUAUGACAGCUUUCUGGAAAAGUCUCCAUCGGACAAAGCAGACACGAGCUCUCACUUUUCAGUGGACACAGAAGGAUACUAUACCUCCAUGCACUUUGACUGUGGGCUCAAAGGAAGUAAGAGUUAUGUCUGUCACUAUGCAGCCCUGGGCGCAGAGAAUGGCCAGGGUGUUGAGGUUCCUCCUACCCUUCCGGACCAUGCCUGGCAGGACUACUUAGACCAUAGGAGGCAGGGGAGACCAAGCAUCUCUUUCAGGAAACCAAAGGCAAAGCCGACCCCACCUAAACGAAGCUCAUCGUUGAGGAAGUCCGAUGGAAAUGCAGACACUUCUGAGAAGAAAGAACCAAAGACAAGCAGUGGCCAGCUCCUGCCUCAUGGUGCCAGAGAAAUGAAGCUGCCUCUUGAUUUCUCCAAUGCACCUUCUCGAAUGGAAAAUUCUAAUCUUCCCACUAAGCAGGAGCCUUCUUGGAUGGACCAGAGUGAACAUGGAAUUAAGGAACCUCAGUUAGAUGCUCCAGAUAUUCCACCAUUCAAAGAUGAAGGUGCUGAAUCAACUCACUAUGCAGACCUCUGGCUUCUAAAUGACUUGAAAACAAAUGAUCCUUACAGAUCUUUAUCUAAUUCAAGCACUGCUACGGGUACCACAGUUAUUGAAUGCAUCAAAUCUCCAGAGAGCUCUGAAUCCCAAACUUCCCAGUCAGAAUCGAGAGCCACUACCCCAUCCCUUCCUUCUGUUGACAAUGAGUUUAAACUGGCUUCACCAGAAAAGCUGGCUGGCUUGGCAUCUCCAUCAAGUGGCUACUCAAGCCAGUCUGAAACACCAACAUCAUCUUUCCCUACAGCUUUCUUUGCUGGUCCACUGUCUCCUGGAGGUAGCAAAAGAAAACCGAAAGUCCCAGAAAGGAAAUCCUCACUCCAGCAACCCUCUUUAAAAGAUGGAGCUUUAUCACUGAGUAAAGAUCUUGAACUUCCAAUUAUACCUCCUACCCAUGUUGAUCUAAGUGCUCUUCAUAAUGUCUUGAAUAAACCAUUCCACCACCGUCACCCACUGCAUGUUAUUAGUCAUAAUAAGCAGAACACAGUAGGAGAAACACUGAGGUUGAAUCCUGCAUCAUCCCUUGCAAUUACACCGACAGUCCUGAAAUCUGUUAACCUUAGGUCAUUCAGCAAGUCUGAAGAGGUUAAGCAAAAAGAAGGGAACAGUAAGGAUCUGCCCUACUUAGAGGAAAGCACUCUCACAAUGGCUGCCCUGUCCCCAGGUAAGAUUAGGCCACGAGUGGCUAAGAAAUCACUGUCACGUCAGUACUCCACUGAAGACACCAUACUGUCCUUUUUAGAUUCCUCUGCUGUUGAGAUGGGACCAGAUAAACUGCAGUUAGAAAAAUACCGUACUUUUGUUGUGAAGAAUCAUUGUGAUCCAGAAACAGUAAGCUCAGCUGGUAGCAAUCUUCUAGAGUCAAGUGUCACAGAGGACCAAAUAGCUAUGGAGAGCGAGCCUAUUCCAGAAAACACAGCAAGUAAGAAUUGGGACUUUCCCACAGAAGGAUCUCAGAGGGUAUCUGCUGCCCGCCCAAAUGAUUUGAAUGGUAACAUACUUCAGUAUGGAGCUGGCCCAGAGGGAUCCCUCACACAGGCACAGAAGGCAUCCCCUGGGGAUCGGGAGGAAGUGGCACACCCAGAGUCAGUAGAUGGGCUGGCAUCUCAGUCACACUCACCAGCUAGAGCCACAGACAUAAGCAGUCAACCUAAGCAUCAACCAGGAAUGAGCCGCCACUAUGACAAAGUGCCUGGGAACAUCAGCUACGAAGCAGAGAUAUCAGCUGUAAAUUCAUGCCCUGGAAAAUGUUCUGACCAGGAAAAUAUUGCUUCAGGUAUUUCAGCCAAAAGUGCCUCUGAUAACAGCGGAGCAGAGGAGACCCAAGGAAGUAUGGACGAGGUUUCACUGAAAGAAUCGUCACCGAGUGAUGACUCUGUGAUUUCACCACUUAGUGAAGAGUCUCAGACUGAAGGGGAAGGUGUGUUCGUGUCUCCAAACAAACCUCGAACAACUGAGGAUUUAUUUGCAGUCAUUCACAGGUCCAAGAGGAAAGUGCUUGGAAGAAAAGAUUCUGGGGACAUGUCUGCCCGAAGCAAAUCAAGGGCUUCCCUUGGCAGUGGCAGUGCGGGUUCUGUCUCUUCCCCAAACAGCAGCAUCAACACCCCAAACAGCCAGAGGUCUCCCGGCCUCAUCUACCGAAGUGCCAAAAAGUCCAACACAUCGAAUGAAGAGUUUAAGCUGUUACUCCUCAAGAAAGGCAGUCGCUCAGAUUCCAGUUACCGCAUGUCUGCCACUGAGAUCCUGAGGAGUCCCAUCCUGCCCAAACCACCUGGGGAGCUCACCAUUGAGGCUCCCCAGAGCUCCCAUGACACCAAUCAGGGGGCCCCUGGGGCCGAGGUGUUGUCACCACUUUCUCCGUGCUCUCCACGUGUUAAUGCAGAAGGGAUUUCCUCAAAGAACUUUGCCACCUCAGCAUCAGCAAGGGUGGGCCGUUCCCGGGCCCCCCCUGUGGCCAGCAGCAGCCGCUACAGUGUCCGCUGCAGGCUGUACAAUGCACCCAUGCAGGCCAUCUCUGAGGGCGAGACAGAAAACUCUGACGGAAGCCCACAUGACGACCGAUCCUCCCAGAGCUCAACAUAGGUGGCCGUGCCAGGCUGUCAGAGGCCAAAACCCUUAGUCAUUGGAGGAUGGAGGAACAGAACUGAGGGCUUGGGAGAAGUCGGCACAUCAUGGGGUGCCAUGAUGUGAUGGGGUACCAUCACUGUUUGCCAAUGGAUUCCUAAACAUUUGCUGGGGAAACAGGAGGCAGUUUGGCCUUUCUGGAUUCUUUUCCAUGUUUUUAAGUAGCUGCACUGUCUUUCAUAAUUUUCUUUCACUCAGUUUGAUUUACCUAAUCUCAUUCCUUUUGAUAAUAUAAAAUUCAAAAAUGUCUGCUUUUCAUGAAAACUAGCAAAAAUUUUUCUCGGAGCUGCCUAUUCAGAAAACAAAGCCCUCACUGUCAUAAUUCUUAAGAAGAUGAAAUUACUCUGGAGGUUUGGUAUUUUUUUACAGUAUAAUGAACUAAAGCAAAAUUUAGAAGAAAGAACUACACACAUGUAAAUACCAUAUUUUUGAUAAAAAUGUGUAAAUAGAUUUAUCAAUGACAAGUGGACAUGUGGCCAAUUAUCUACCACACACCAACUGUUUAUAGAACACAAAGUAACGUGUAAUAAUUGUAUUCUGUGAAUACCAUUUUCAUAUAAAAUACCGUAUUUAAAUGUCCACCAAUAUGAUUUCUGAGUAAUAAACCUCAAAUACGAAUUUUAAACUAGUGAAAUAAAGGAAAUCUUGAGGUCAUAUAGUGAAAUAUGAUUAAUUUAAAAUAAUGAAUUCAGACCUAUUUUUCUGACAAAUUACAACACCCAACAAGUUAAUAGUAACACAUGGCUAUGAUUUGCCAUGUGGUAUCUUGGACAGAAUGAAAAGCAUGCUUUUGAUUUUUUGUUUAAAUCAAUGAGAGGAAUCAUCAGUCUCAACUCACAGCCCUGAACAACAGCAUUUGACAGUGUCCUUUAGACUCUAAUUUUUUGAAGGAUUGCUUUAAAGAGAAUGAGUAGGGAAAACAGUAGUUAAUUUUAGGUUAUGUUUUAUAUUAGGCUACUGGGGACAUAAGCAGUCAUAAUCUAAUGACUAUAAUCUUUAAACUCAGACAGUUUAGCAAUUAGCUCCAGGUUCUUUAAGGAAAAUAAAACAUAAGCAUGCCACAGAGCUGUUGAUUUAUCAGUAAGUACCUGCAAUGAGUUUUCAGUGAAG